AUCUUUUAUCUCCCAUCUUCAUCAAUUCCAUUACCAGAUAUUCAAUAUCAAAUCGACACAAUUCCUACGCCCCAUCGUUCUUGUUGAGAAGCUCUUUCACCUAAUUCCUAAUUACCUUAUUAUUAAUCCAUCAGAUAAAAGCCCAAGCGCAUCUGAUAAGAGACACCACGUUGCUUGAAUGUAUGGAAUACGACCAUUAGCUGGCAACCAAUUAUCGUACGGCAUUGUUAUUAUUAGUAUUGAAUAUUGAAUAUUGAAUAUUGAACCCCACCAAAAUGUCGAGUAUUGGAAUUAAUAAAACCAGCCAUAAUGCCACCAAACUUGCGACUCAUCCCCCGCCCAAGAAGACCAGAAAUAUGGCUUCUACUUUCAAAUCCCUCUUAAAUUCUGCCAAGCAAUCCAUCUCGGGUCAAUCCACACCAAUUCCUGGAACUCCUUCAGAAAAUACUCCAUUCGAGAAAAUAUUCCCCAAAGUGGACCCGGCGGUGGAUGGAGAUGAUUGUGAUCAUGAUUGCGAAUCGUGUCAUGUAAAAUAUCCAAAAGGCUUCAAGAUAGAUGAGGAAGAUGAGUUAUAUGGUCAUGUCAAAGGAUGGAGUACACAUGUUCUAGUUGCAACAGGAAAAUCGGAUUGGGUGAGAGAUGUUGCAGAUGAGAAAGGGAGCGUAAUGCAAGCAAUCGAUCAUGGUUCUGUUAAACCAAGUAAUGGGAAGCUUAUGCUCUCCGCGUCCAACAUACCCACACCUUCACAUUCGACAGAUUAUUCGCAGCCUACGACGGUACUUCUAUUACCUGCAUUCAUCGUGAUUGACAACGUUACUCCACAAUCGGUGCCAGCUCUGAUUACAGAGUUCAUCAACAAAGCCCCUACCAAUAUGACCCCUCUUGGACCUAUUUCGAUACCCCAGUCCCUCUCCGAUCCUCUUCCAUCUGCAGAACAACUCACAUCACGUCCGUCACCCCAUCGAGCACUUGUCCUUCUCUGUUCGCAGAAAACUCGCGAUGCAAGAUGUGGACAAAGUGCGCCAUUACUGAAGAAGGAGUUCGAGAGGCAUUUGAGACCACUGGGACUUUUCCGCGAUUUGGAUGAUGAUAGACCAGGAGGAGUGGGUAUAUACUUUAUUUCUCAUGUCGGAGGACACAAAUAUAGUGCAAAUGUCAUGAUCUACCGGAGAUCUGACGCGUUUGGGUUGGAUGGUGUUGAAAGAGCCAACACGGAUGGGGAUGUGAUGCCAUCGCAAGUGGUACCUGGAGAAGAUGAGGAUAAGGGUGCUGCUCAAUGUAUGUGGCUAGCAAGAGUGAAACCUGAAGAUUGUGAGGGGAUUGUAAAAUUUACUAUCUUACAAGGCAAAUUAAUUAAGCCGGAAAGUCAAUUGCGAGGUGGGUUCGAUCGGCAAAAAGGACUCUUCAGCUGGUAGGAUUCGGUCGACAAUCCAAGGACCUUAGAGGAGAGGUUUCAUUCUGUGUAGCUAAGGAAGCAUUUAUUAAGGAUGUUUUGGAGCAUUUAGAUGAGAUAUAAGCAUUUAAGCAUAUACCUAACCAUCAUAGAGUUAGAUGAUAGGAAAGCACUACAACCAGCGAGAGGUUUUAUUAAUCCUUCCAGCCAACGAAGUAGAAAAUUGAGUUUUCUUUCGACAAAGUUCCGAGGGACCCAUUGAUUUAUUGAAAUUAUUUUCGAUUUUUCUCUGGAAUUGAUUGAUUGUCAAAUUCUUGGUACUGAUUGAGUAAGGUAGGAUAAAUCCCUAGGUAUGGGAUGAUAGACAGUAAUCAGAAGCAAGGAUGAUGAUUGGAUCAGAGGAGAGAGAAGAAGUAAGAAAAAGAAGAAG
Molecule: messenger RNA, 1823 nt
Organism: Botrytis porri
Lineage: Eukaryota; Fungi; Ascomycota; Leotiomycetes; Helotiales; Sclerotiniaceae
Exons: 2
Coding region: 276-1415 (379 amino acids)
Source: RefSeq, a predicted model, not a curated record